This is a messenger RNA of Cuscuta campestris, 1771 nucleotides long. Lineage: Eukaryota; Viridiplantae; Streptophyta; Magnoliopsida; Solanales; Convolvulaceae. The record is from the annotation of a GenBank genome assembly.
UAGGCGCACCAAUAAUUUCAACGGACAUCGCGGACCGGAGAUUUUAAAAAGAAAAAAGAAGAGCAAAACAAUCUCCGGCAUGUCACCGGCGGUCGGAGCCGCCGCACCUCUGCUCACGAGGAGAGAGACUCCGGCGGAAAGAAGGCUGCUGAUAUGCAGGGCGGUGUUCAACGUCAGCACCACCAUCAUCGGCGCCGGAAUCAUGUCUAUCCCCGCCACCCUCAAGGUGGUGGGUGUGAUUCCGGCGUUCAUUUUGAUGGCGGUGAUGGCGGUGCUGGUGGAUAUAUCAGUGGAUUUCCUGUUGAGGUUCACGUACGCCGGGAAUGCAACGACCUAUGCGGGUUUGAUGAAGGAGUCGUUUGGAAAGAUGGGAUCUUUGCUUCUGCAGAUCUGUAUAAUUAUCACUAGUCUUGGUUGCUUGAUCAUGUACCUAAUUAUCAUUGGUGAUGUUCUGUGUGGGAAUGGGUCACCGGACCAUUUGGGAGUUUUGCAAGAGUGGUUUGGCAAUCACUGGUGGAAUUCCCGCGCUUUCGCCAUCUUUUUCGUUGUUCUGUUUGUCAUGUUACCUCUUGUUUCGUACCGCCGCGUAGAGUCGUUGUGGUGGAGUUCGGCGCUAGCAGUAGUGCUCGCACUUGUGUUUGUCGGGGUGUGUGUAGUAAUGGCAAUCUGUGCCCUCGUUAAUGGCGAAACGCAGACCCCGAGGCUCCUUCCUCGCCUACCCGACGGCCCUUCCUUCCUCAACCUUUUCACCGCGGUUCCUGUCAUUGUCACGGCAUUCACCUUUCACUUCAAUGUUCAUCCCAUUGGAAUAGAGCUAGGCAAGCCUUCAACAAUGGCUACCGCAGUGAAGAUCUCACUCCUACUCUGCGCCCUCGUCUACUUCUCCAUCGGCAUUUUCGGGUACCUCUUGUUCGGCGAAGCCAUCAACGCCGACAUACUAGUGAACUUCGCCGCCGCCGGAACCUCCUCCGGAUCCGCCACCGGCGCCGUCCUGAACGACGUCGUGCGGCUGAGCUACGCCUUGCACCUGGUCAUGGUCUUCCCCUUGCUCAACUACCCGUUAAGGUCGAACAUUGAUGAACUCUUCUUCCCGGAGAAGAAGCUUCACUUGUCAAACGACACGGUUCGAUUCGCGUGCCUCUCGUUGGUGCUGCUGGCGCUGGCGUAUGGUGCCGCCGUUCUUGUUCCGAGUAUUUGGUACAUUUUCCAGUUCUUGGGAUCCACCUCCGCCGUUUUGCUCGCCUUCAUCUUCCCCGGCGCCAUUGCUCUCAGGGAUAUUCAUGGCAUUUCAAGUAGAAAAGAUAAGAUAGUAGCAACAAUUAUGAUCAUUCAAGCCAUUGUUACCAGCUGCAUAGCCAUAUCCAGCAAUGUCUACAAUAUCAUCACUGGAGCCAAUUCUUAGCUCAUCUCUCUUAUAUUGUUCUCUAAUAUAUAGCUGAGUGGCAAAUACACACACACACACACACACAUGUAUGUAUGUAUGCAUGUAUGUACUUCUAUAGAGGUAUAAUAACCAUCAUUGCCUGCCCGACUCGGGCAAAUUGGGCACUCGUUCUGCCUGAGUCGGGCAAGUAAGCUUGUCUUGCCCGACGACCACAUUUUAUUUCGUGGUUUUUUUGUAAACUCUUCAAUGGGUUUUAUCUCUUUUUUCAACAUUAUGGCAUAUAGAGGAUUAAUGAUCGAGGUGCUUAAAGGUAAUUAAAUAUAAAAUGUUUAUGUGAUCGUCGGGCAUGAUGAGAAUGUCUGAAGUGAAUAUAUGCUUCUCUUUCGU